CGCCCAGGCGUUCGAGGGAAAAUCAGAGACGCGCUGUGGUUCUCGACAAAAUCGUGAAGGUGUAUUUUUGAGCUCUCAAGUCGACAAGGGACGACGUACCAGAAGUUUCGUGUGAUGGCGAGUCUUCUUCUGAGAUCCGGGAGACCGCGAGCCGUCGGAAUCCGGAAUCAGGCGAUCGUCCGUCUCCCUCGCGCGCGGAUGGCGACUAAACAGUUCGAACACCUGGACGUAGAUGAGAGCCAAGACAAAAAUCUCAAGUGGCAAGAAUAUGAGUACGAGGAAGAGACCACUGGGCCUCUCUAUGCAGAGCACUAUCCCACAUCUGCUUUCCAAAAGAGCCUGCUGGCUAUGGGUUCCUCCAUCAUGUCUUUGAGCGAUGUGUACAGAGCUGAUAUGAUCGCCUGUUUCGGAGAGGUGACGGGCCAGUGCGCUUUCCAACACAUGCAGGCGCAGAUGGAGAGUUCUGACGAGGGACGCCGAGUCCUCAACGACAGACCACGCAUCAACACCAAGACCGUUGACUAUCCGAAGCUACUCGAAAGUCCUAGGAACACGCUCGGCUUCGUCUACGCUAAUUUCAUGAAGACUUAUGGACUCUCUGCGGAUGAUAGACCUCCGGUCCAUUUCGUGGACGACCUGAACCUCGCCUACGUUGCUCAACGAUAUCGGGAAGUUCAUGACUUGUUCCACGUUCUCCUCGAUAUGCCGACCACGAUGCUCGGCGAAGUCACCGUGAAGUGGGUCGAAGCUUUCCAAACGCGGUUACCCAUGGCCGCGACAGGAGGUUUAUUCGGCGCAAUAAGAUUGAAACCAAAACACCGUCAACUCUACGUGACCACGUACUUACCUUGGGCGCUCAAGACUGGCUUUGAAUCCAAACCCUUCAUGCCUUUGUAUUUCGAGGAACGUUGGGAUCAAGAUAUCACGGAUUUACGUCGAGAGCUGCAGAUACCGAUACUGGAUCUGAAGCAAGCAUAGACGGAAUUCCUAAGACUCUUAGAUCUCGGGGAGGCGCUCUAGCGUUCGAUGGAUUAGAUGCGAUGAAUUCGAGGGAAAACCAGCGUUCGUAUGAUGGAUGACUCCGGAGAAACGUGAUAUAUUUUACACGCGAUCAAAGACAUCCGAUUCCCGUAAAUAUUUACAUAUUGUACACAAAUAAAAGGACAGCAUCGG
Galendromus occidentalis (western predatory mite) is the source of this 1173-nucleotide messenger RNA. RefSeq names its product Coenzyme Q4 (gene Coq4). The transcript is spliced from 5 exons. The coding region runs from base 115 to 978 and encodes 287 amino acids. Gene Ontology annotation, cellular component: mitochondrion; mitochondrial inner membrane. The record is from RefSeq and is a predicted model, not a curated record. Gene Ontology annotation, biological process: ubiquinone biosynthetic process. Lineage: Eukaryota; Metazoa; Arthropoda; Arachnida; Mesostigmata; Phytoseiidae.